AUGCUUCGUUUCCUCAACUUAUACGGCUCUGGCGCGUCCGAGGCUGAGUCUCCCUGCUCCUGCUGCUUCCACCGUGUGCUUGGCACCGGAGGGAAAGCGGCCCUCGGCAUCGUGAGCGCAAAGGACUUCCAACGCGACUUGCUUCAGCAACUGCCCAAAUCCAUUCCCUUGGCAGCACCAGAGUGGCAGGGGGGAGGUGGGUCCCUGGAGGGUGAGAACAGAAACCACGCGACAAAAGGUGUAGCAGAAGUAGUGGCAGAGGAGGGGGCGGGAGUAGCAGCUACGGGAACAGCAGUGAUUGGAGCAGCAGGCGAGGGAGAAAACGUAGCGGCAGAGAAAGGGAAGGGAGCGGCAGAGAUGGGGGCGGCAGGAGGCUUUAAUGAUAACAAGUGGAAACGCGCCCCUUACUUGUGUGCGAAAGCCAUGAUUCUCGAGUGGAUGGCUGAGCCUCGUGUGGGCGUGCUCAUGGACCUGGGGAGGAUCAGAUCCUGUUUGCCUGCAAUCAUCUCCGCUACAGUUGCUCCUGCUUGCUGCUGGCGCUGCAGCAGCUGCUGGGCCUCCUAUCGGCACGCUGUGUCCCUCUGCGCCUUCCUUGUGCUUGUAGCGAAUUCUCAUCGCUUUGUGAUUCUAUGGAGGGCCCAGCUGGCCUCCCUUACAGGCCUCUUCGCUCCUAUUGUGGAGGAGCUAGGGGCACACAGGCAGGGGGAGGAAGAUAGCUUGGCGUCGGUGCUGGUGCAGGUGCUGGGAGUGAAGGGAGGAGAGGAGAUGAAAGACGGGCUUAAAGCCCAUGUGCUGCCGCUGCUGCCUGGUGGUGCGGAGGCACACAGAGGGAGCGAGGGUGGAGCAGGGGAGGAUAGAGGAAAGGGCGGAAUAGCAGAUGGUGGGAGAAAAAGGAGGAAUGGGGGAAAGCGGGAGUCUGGGAGAAAAGGUGGAAGACGUGGGGGAAAAGGUGAUAGUGGUGGUGCCGGCCUUAGUGGGGAGUGGAGGCAGGGGCUGGAGGGUCCUGUGUGGAACAGCAGCAGCGGUAUUCCCAAGGGCAUGCUUGAGAGUGGCAUUGACGCCACUGACUUCGCCCUUGCCGUUGCUACAGUGCUCUCCAAUCCCAAAUUCUCCAUGGAGGCUUGCCGGAUAUUCUUCACAGAUGCUAAUAACGAGUACAGAGUGAAGCUGGAGAAUUCUGCAGCUGAGGCUGCCAGGAAGAAAGUAGGCAUGGCUGCAGAAAGAGAAAGAGGGGGUGCUGACACAACAAAGAGCCGUGGAGCUGAAAUUGGUGUGAGACAUACUGUGAAGGAUGGCUGGGAGGCGGUAACCGCAACCAGUAACACGCUCGUGACUGUGCUGACAUGGAGGGUGAGCUGCAUUCUUAUGUGGGUCCGAACCUACAGGCCGAACCUGCAAUCUCCGAAGGCAUGCGCACUCCAAACCUGCAUCAAGCCAAAUGAGGAUCUCCCAGCCCUCCGCCACCCGUUCCGGGAUGUCCCAAGCCUGCUGAUCAGGUCCGGCUCCAUGCCGGAGCCCUUGGUUCGGCGGGGCUUCUCCUGGGAGUGGGAAGAGAUGCCCGCUGGCGAUGAAGCUGCUAUAAAGCUUGCUGAUGACGUGGAGGGAAGGAUUCUAUAUAAGAAUAUCCUGAAGGAGUGCCACCUCCGGCACGCCGCUGCCAUCAACUACGUCGCCCUGCUCGCCUCCUUCGCCUACCGCCCCAUCUCCACCCUCAUCCACCGCUUCCUCUUCCUCUUCCCCCCCGACCAAACCAAAGAGGCGUACAUGCUUCUCCGCAUGUUCAUGCCGUCAGGGCAAGAGGAGAGGGUGAACUGGCGGCAUGUGAGAGGACACUUGGAACGGUUCGCGGAGGAAAAGGAGAUGGGGACGUUGACGCAUGCGUGUACGAUGAUAGCAUGGAUGUGGGCCAAAGAGGAGGAGACAAAUCCAGGGCGGUUUGCACGACUGGCAGCUCAGGAGGGUGCGGAGCAGGGGAAGGGUGGGGUGAGCAAGUGGAGGCAGUUGGAUAGCGAGAUGUGGGAGGAGGUUCGGGCAUGGCGGCAUGCUGCCAAGGCUGCAUGGCCCGGGGACAAGAGGAACUGGAUGGGAGAGCUGCGGGAUGAGUGCACGGGUGGCAGAAAAAGGACGAACCAGGCGCAGGUUGCUUUUGAGAAUUCUCGAAAAACAACCUGCAGCAGAGAGCACUCUCAAGAAGCUCACAUGCUGCCCAGAGGGCCUGGUGAGGACCUUUGCUUAACAAUGGCAGUUUGUGAUCACGUGGAUGCUUCUGAAUGGAAGUCUGCUGCUGCUCUUCUUCAAAAAUGA
Molecule: messenger RNA, 2304 nt
Organism: Closterium sp. Yama58-4
Lineage: Eukaryota; Viridiplantae; Streptophyta; Zygnematophyceae; Desmidiales; Closteriaceae
Source: the annotation of a GenBank genome assembly